This is a messenger RNA of Plasmodium falciparum 3D7, 7608 nucleotides long. RefSeq names its product putative KH domain-containing protein. Gene Ontology annotation, molecular function: RNA binding. NCBI's taxonomy places the organism in Eukaryota, Apicomplexa, Aconoidasida, Haemosporida, Plasmodiidae. Gene Ontology annotation, cellular component: nucleus. The record is from RefSeq and is a predicted model, not a curated record.
AUGGAAAAUAAUAAUAUAUUAGAAGAACCUGAAGGUGUGAAUUUAUAUAAUGGAAAGAUAAAAAAUAUGAGUAACGAAAAUACAGUUAAUUAUAUGGUUCGUGAGAAUAAUUAUUUUGAAGACACGAGGGUGCAAAUAAAAAAAAAGAAUCUUUUGGAAAGGUCAUCUAAAUUAUGUACCGUAGAAAAUAGAAUUAGAAAUGUUAGAAAUAUACCAAACGAUGAAAAGUUGCUUGUCGAAGGAAAUAGUUCUGACACAUUUGUGGAUUCAUCUAUAGGGUUUAAGCAUAUGUAUAUAAAUAAUGUUCAAUCAGCAUGUUUUGAAAAAAGAGAAGUAAAUCAUUUAGAUAUCAAUCAAAAUAAUGGUAAUAAUGAUAAUAAAGAAAAGAAUAUGAAUAUGGUUGAUAAUAAUAAUAAUAAUUGUAAAAUUUAUAAUGAUCAUCAUCUUAACAUAAACAAUCAAAAUUAUUAUAAUAAAAAUAUGAAUUGUUUUAAUAAUAAUAAUUCGAACUCUCUUGAAAUAUUGAAUGAAAAUAAAAAUUUCAUGUACACGCAAGAUAUGAAUAUUUCCCAAGAGAAGAAUGAGUGUGUGCUGAAUGGAGGUAAUAAAAAAGAAGUUGAUUUUUAUUUAAAUGAAGAAGAGCAAGAUAACAUGAUUAAUCAAAUUAUGAGUUAUGAGCAUUUCACAGAUGACAACAACAUCAACAAUAAUAAUAAUAAUAAUAAUAAUUAUAAUAAUAAUAAUGUUAGAAAUAUUUGUAUUCAUAAAAAUGAAGAUGAUUGUAAUAAUUUCAUUUCUGUUGAGAAUAAUAAUAUGGGACAAGCUAAUGGGAAAAUAUCACCUUCCUUGGAUAAUAAAAUGUAUGCAUUUAAAAAUACCGUUGAGUAUGAUAAGGAUAUGAAGAAAAGUAUAAACCCUCAUUGUGUUAUAAAUAAAGAAAAUGAUAUUAUUGGAAGUCUUAAAAAAAAACUAGAGGAUCAAAAUGUUAUGGGUGAAGAAAAAAAUAUAAAUAAUUCAACGAAUUGUUGUAUUACAUCAGAUAAUACAUGGAAUAAUGAUUAUGAAAUGAAACUAGUUAAUAAUAAGUUGAACGAUAUGAAUGAUAGUUCCUUCUUAUCAAAUAAUUUAAAAGAGAACUUAAAAUAUUCAUUUAAUAAGUUUAACAGUUUUAAUGAUAUGUGUAUAAAUGAUAUUUCAAAGAAUGUUGAAAGAGACAUAUUUAUGAAUUCCCAUCAUAGUAAUAAUUUACAGAGCAAAAAUGGAUCACCUGAUAAUAAAAACAAUAAAAAUAAAAGUAAUGAUGAACAUAAUACAUAUGAAAAAAAUAAUAAUAAUGAUGAGAAGAAGAAGGAUGUUUUUAAUAAUAAUGAAGAAGAACACAUGGAAGGUAGGAUUAUUCACUCGAAAGAAAAUAAUAAUAAUACAAAUGGUAGCAAUAGUAAUAAUAAAAAUAAUAGUGUUGUUAGUAAUAUGAGCAGUAGUGAUGAAGUGAAAAAUCGUCAUGUGGAAAGUUCCAAUAUUUUUAAGAAUAUGUCCUCCAAUUCAAAUUGUAAAGAUGAAAAAUAUAUCCACAUGCUUAUGAAGAAUUUUAAUAUGUAUUCAAAUGAUUUGUUAAAUUUUGAUUAUAAAAUAAAUACUAAUGAAGAAGGUAAUAAAAAUAAAUAUGACAACUUAAAUAAUCUAAUAUUUAAUUCUUAUUAUGAUAAUGAUUUAACAUUAAAUGUGAAUGAUAUGAAUCAAAGUUAUAACAAUAAUUUAUGUAAUAAUUUAAAUGUUGAUAGAAAAAAUAUGAAUGAUAAUAUGUAUUAUAAUAUAGCACCAUUCUGUCAUGAAACUACACCAGCAGAAAAUGAUGAUAAAUAUAAAAGUACUAAUAAUUUUAUAAAUGAAAUGAUGAUAGAUAAUAAAAAUAAGGAUAUAACACAUAUAAAUAAUAAUUAUGAUAUAGGAAAAGAUGAAUAUAAUAAACAUUUUGAUGAUGAACAAAAUAACAAAGAUAGCUCAUAUAAAAUAACAAAAAUAGAAAAAAAUGAAGUUGAGAAAAUAAAAAAUAAAGAGAACUAUUCAAAGAAUGUGAAGAAUCUUACUUGUAUUUAUAAUGAACUUUUAAAAAAUGAAAACAUUGAAGAGAUGAUUAAUCAUCAUGUUCAUGAAGAAGAUGAUAAAUUUAAAAAAGAUAAUAAGGACAAAUAUAAUGAUAUGAAUAAUUAUAAUUAUAUUUAUACUAAAGAAAAACAUAAUGGUUUUAAAAAAGAGGAACAUGAAGGUUAUAAUAAUAAUUAUAUUGAUAAUGAUUAUAAUGAUCAUAGUGAUAAUAUUGAAAGUAAUAAUAAUAAUAAAAAUAAAAAAAACGAAAUUAAUAAUGAUUAUACAAUAAAUUAUAGUAAUAGUGGAACAACAAACGCUAGCUGUAAUAAUAUUGUUGAUGGUAGUAAUAAUGAAAAUAUGCGUAAUAAUAGUAAUAUAGUUCAUAUGUUAAUAGAAGAGAAUUCCUUUUUUAAAGAUAAUGCAUUAAGUCAAAAAAGUAUAGAAAAUGAUAAUAAAAUAAAGAAUUAUGAUUCGAAUGAACAUUUGAUAGAUGAUAAUUUUAAUUUAUUUUUAAAUAAUGAAGAUGUCGAUUAUAAAAAAUUCUUUACAACAAAUAAAAAUAUAAAUAAUAAUGAAAAGAAAUGUUCUGAUGAAAAUAAUUAUUCCAAUGAAAAGAAUUAUUCCAAUGAAAAGGAUAUUUUUAAUUCCUUGGAAUAUCAAAAAUAUAAUAAUAAAAACGAAAUAUAUAAUUUAAAGCAAGACGAUGUAAGUACUAUCACAAGUAGUUAUAAUAUGUCCAUGUUUUUUGAUAGUAAUUCAUUUAGUGGUAAUAAUGAUUCUUUUAUGAAAUAUAUAAAAGGUUUCCUUGAAAAUAAUUAUAUAAAUGAUCAAAAAAAUUAUUUGAAUUUAUUUUAUAAAGGUAAGAAAGAAAAUAAUAUGAUCACUCCUAUGGAUGAUAUAUCGUCAAUGGGUGACGAGAAUUAUGUUAACAUUUUGAUGAACGACAUAUUUAAAAGUAAUAAGUACGAAAAUGAAAAUGAAAUACAAAAUGGAAAACAAAAUGGAAAACAAAAUGGAAAACAAAAUGGAAAACAAAAUGGAAAACAAAAUGGAAAACAAAAUGGAAAACAAAAUGAAAUACAAAAUGGAAAACAAAAUGAAAUACAAAAUGAAAUACAAGAUGGAAAACAAAAUGGAAAACAAAAUGAAAUACAAAAUGAAAUACAAAAUGGAAAACAAAAUGAAAAACCAAAUGACAAUCAAAAUCAAAAACAUCAUAAUGAAAAUUUAACAAAUAAUGCAAAGCUCAAUAUGAAUGUUCAUAUGAAUAAUACCCAAAGUACUAAAGAUGAAAUAAGUAAUAAACGAAACAUAAAAAGCGACCUAAAUAAUAACAAUAAUAAUAAUAAUAAUAAUAAUAAUAACAUUUUUUGUGAUAAUAAGGGAGAACAAUUUGAUACUCUUCAUAAUUUAAAUCAUUUUAACAAUAAAUCUAAUAGUACCAUCCUAAAUUUAGACAAUUUAAAUAUUUUUUUAAAAAAAAAUGAGAACCCUAUGGAUUAUUAUAAAGUGUAUAAUUCUUUUCAUGAUGUAAAGAAAAAUGAACAUGUACUCAAUACAGAUACAGAGAAUAAUGAAUUCAAUGAUAAAAACUUUAUAUAUGAUGAUAUUAAUAAAUCUACCAUUUUUAAUAUGCCCAAAAUUAGAAAUGAUAAUAAUGCUACUAAUAUUAUUAAUGCUUAUUAUAAUAAUGUAAAAAAAGAGGAGGAAGUUACAAAUACAAGCACUUUGAAUUCUUCGAAUGUUCUCAAAUUCAAACAUGAUCAUAAUCAUUAUAUUAAUAUGACGAAUGGUAAUAAGUCUCCUGUAUUAUAUGAAAAUAAUAAUAUUGAAAAUGUUAGUGAUGAUGAUAAAAAUAAAAGAAAAAUAAUAUUGAACACAUUAGAAGAAAUCUGUUCUGUCAACGACAAUUCAGUGCAUAAUAAUUCAUUAGGAUUACAUGAAAAUAAACAUAUGACAAGAAAUGAAGAUUUUAUAUAUUCUCCAAAUAAAAUGAAAGAAAUGGUUCAUCAUGAUAAUGUCGAUUAUGAUAAUGAGCAGUUGAAAAAAAAUGAUAUAUAUAAAAAGGAUAUAUAUAAAAAUGAUAUAUAUAAAAAUGAUAUAUAUAUAAAUGAUAUAUAUAAAAAGGAUAUAUAUAAAAAUGAUAUAUAUAAAAAUGAUAUGUAUAAAAAUGAUAUAUAUAAAAAUGAUAUGUAUAAAAAUGAUAUGUAUAAAAAUGAUAUGUAUAAAAACGACAUGUAUAAUUAUACGAUGAUAAAAAAUAAUACUAUAAAUAAUUUGAAUUUUAUAGAUAAAAUAAAUAGUCCAAUUGGAACAAAUAAAAAUGUGGAUUCAGAAAGCACUUUGAAAAAUAAUAAUAAUAAUAAUAAUUAUGUAUAUAAUUUUUCCUUGGAUAAACAAUUAUUCGAAGCUCUAAACAAUCAUAAUGAAAAGAUACAUCCCUACACCACCCAAAAUGUACAUAAUAAUAAAGAACAGGAAGAUAGUGUCUCAACAUUUUGUAAAAAUAAUAUGCUGAAUGAGAAUAAAAAUGAAACUUAUAUGAAUAAUAAACAAUUUAAUAAUAAGCAAGUGGAUAAUGAUAAUAAUAAAAAUUCACUUCAUCAUAAUAAUAUUAAUAAUAAUUUUAAUAGUAAAAAUAUUGAGAACUUUUUGAAUGAAACUAAUGUACAAAAUGUUUUUAAUUCAAAUGAGAAUCUUUUAAAUUAUUUGAAAGGACAAGAAAAAAAUGAACAAGAAAAUCCAAAUGAAGAAAAAGAAGAAAGAGAUAUAUCAUCUGAAAAUAGAAAAAGAAGCCAAGAAAAAAAAAUAAGUUACAAUAAAUUUCAUAACUUUGAUUUUGUAAAUAAUUAUGAUUUAUCUAUGUCAUCCAUAAUGAAUAAUAAAACUAAUAGUAAUAAAACUAAUAAUAAUAAAACUAAUAAUAAUAAUGGUAAUAAUAAUAAUGGUAAUAAUAACAAUAAUAAUAACAACAAUAAUAAUGAUAUUAAUAGUGUGAACAAAAUGAAUGAUGUCGUCGGAAAACUCGAUGGAAAUAUAAAUAAUAAUAACUACUAUCAAAGUAAAGAAGGUGAUUAUGAAAAAGAAAAAGAUAAAAGGGAAAUAAAUAUAAACGAAUUACUAAAUGACAGUAUGAAUAAUAAUAUGAUUAAUGGUAUACAUUUAAAUAAAUUUGAUGAAAAAAUGAUAGAUUUGAUUCUGAACAAUGGUAAUAAAUGUUAUCAAAAAGGAGAUGAUAUGAAAGAUGGUAAAUUUAGUAAUGUUAUAAAUUUAAAUAAUAUUCAUUUAAAUGAUGAUAAUUCUGUAAAUAAUAAUAUGAAUAGUUCUAAUUAUAUGUUAUAUGAUGUUUUAUCAGAACAUAAUAAUAUGAAAAAUGAUAUACAAAAAAAUGAACAUUAUAAUAAUGGAUAUAAUAACAAACAAAAUAUGUCUCCCUCUAAUAAUUCAUUGAAUGAUCGUAAUAAUAAUUAUUAUAAAAUGGAUUAUCGUAAUAAAAAAAAUAUUAACGCAAACCGUAAUCUUACUAUGAACCUGCCUAACUUGAAUAAUAAUAAUAAUAAUAUGAAAAUUUUGCCCAAUGGUAAUUUUGUGAAUAAUGAAAACGUGAAAGGUUUUUUUAAAACAAAUAAUGUAUCUAAUAAUAAUGAUAAUAAUAAUAUGAGUAUUAAUAGUAACAAUAAAAAUAACAAUAAUAACAACAACAAUAAUAAUAACAACAACAAUAAUAAUAACAAUAGUAACAAUUCAAAUGACUAUCCUAAAGCUUUAGAUAAAAAUAACAUAAACGUAAAAAGGGAUAAUACACAAAAUAAUAAUAAAAAGAUAAUGAUGGAUUUUGCCAAAAAUAGAAAUAACGAUCUAAAUUUUAAUGAGAAGAAUUAUAAUCUGAAAAAUUAUUAUAUGCCUAAAGAAACUAUAUACAAUGACAUAGAAAAUACAUUAAAUGAUAUAAAAUCAAAAAAUGAGUACAAUACAAUUAAUGAUAAUAAUAAUAAUAAUAAUAUAUAUAGAAUGAAUACACCGAAUGUAAUAAAUUAUAACAAUAUGAUUGAAAAUGAGAAAAUAAAAAAUAAUAAACAUCAUCAUAAUCAAACACAUCAUAUAAGAAAUUAUAGUGAUAUGUCAAUAUCAAACAAUUAUGAUUUUAAAAUGAAAAAUGUUGGUAGUAAUAAUAUUAAUAUGGGCAGUAAUAAUAUCAAUAUGGGUAGUAAUCCAAGUAAUUUAAAUAAUAAUAUGAAUAAUAAUACAUUGAAUCAUAUGAACAACAAUCAUAAUAAUAGUAUAAAUACACUGAACAAUAUGAAUAGUAUGAAUAAUAACAAAAUGAAUCCAUUAAGAACUGUAGAUUAUAAUUAUGCCAAGAGCAUUUCAACCAGAUGUGCUUCAGAUGCUACCAUAGUAGAUACAUAUAAUAUGAAUAAUACUCCUUUGAAGGGAAAAAAUAAUGCAAAUCUUUCAAAUUUUAUAGAUAAUCCAAAAAUAUUAGAUAAUAUUAACAAUAAUAAUAUGAAGUGUGCUAAUAAAUUAAAUGAGGAUACUACUAAUAAUAACUUAAUAGAAAAAUUUAGAGGAAAUGAAAAAAUGAAAUAUGAAAUGAAAAUACAAAAUAAUAAUAAUUUCAAUCAUAAUAAUAAUCAUUACAAUGUAUUUUAUGAAAAUGUGAAGGGUAGAGAUAAAAUGAAUUUUAAAUAUAAAAAUUUCAAUAAUAAUUAUAUGGAAAAUAAAAAUUAUAUUCCUUAUGAUGAAAGAGAUAAAAUAGAGAAAAAUGAAAAUAAUAAAUAUAUCGAUAAAAUGAAUAAUGUUCAUAUGAAACAUUAUAACAAUAAUAAUAGUACUAAUUAUAACGGUAGUAAUUAUAACGGUAGUAAUUAUAACGGUAGUAAUUACAACGGUAGUAAUUACAACGGUAAUGGUAAUAAUACUUCUAAUAAUAAUAAUUAUUAUGGUAAUAAUUAUAAUAAUAAUAAUAACAACAACAACAACAAUAAUAAUAACAACAAUAAUAAUAAUAAUAAUAAUAAUAAUAGUAGUAGUAGUAGUAGUGGUAGUGCAGCUGGAAUAAAAAAUAAUUAUCCAAAUAAUGAUGUUGUGUCAGAUAACUUUUUAGUUAUUAAAAAGUAUACAGCUAAAUAUGAAGUACAAAUCGAUCCUUUUAAUGGGUUUGAUAUAGCCAAAAGAAUUAUAGGAUUGAAAGGUACUAACAUGAAAAAAAUAUGUAUCGAUACAGAUUGUAAACUUAGAUUAAGAGGUAGAGGUUCUGGUUAUUUAGAAGGAGAAGAAAAAAAAGAAGCAAAUGAAUCAUUACAUUUAUGUGUAUCUUGCCAAAAAUAUGAUCAUUAUAUACUAGCCAAAAAAUUAAUAGAACAAUUGUUAGUCAAAAUUUAUAUGGAUUAUGAUACUUGGUUAUUUAAUCAUGGAAAACCAUAUGCAAACCUAAAACCUAAAACGUAUGAAAAAUUCAUACCAUUAUUUAAAUUCCAACAAAAUUCAAAUCAAAAACAAAAUGUAAACCAAAAUUGA